Necator americanus (New World hookworm) is the source of this 636-nucleotide messenger RNA. RefSeq lists its product as uncharacterized. The record is from RefSeq and is a predicted model, not a curated record. Bases 1 to 636 code for a protein of 211 amino acids. NCBI's taxonomy places the organism in Eukaryota, Metazoa, Nematoda, Chromadorea, Rhabditida, Ancylostomatidae. The transcript is spliced from 8 exons.
AUGAUAGAUGAUAUGCUCGGGACAUUGAGAGAGACAAUAGUUAACGUUCAAAAUGAGAUAACGUCAGGGGUUGAACGACUCCGGUUCAACGUGGCGCCAUCGCUAGCAGGACAACAAAAGUCUGUUAGCGAAGCGGUGGACGAGAUCGUAAAAACAUCUGCCGGUAGUGAUAUGCUGUUGAAAUUUCAACUAUCACUGGAUCAAAUGAGUAUAGUCGCCGAUGAAGGAGUGCGUCUAGCCAAUCUCUGUAGCACUCGAAUGGGCCGGGCACAACAGAUGUGUAAAGAACGUGCGGAUGCGGUCAUGGCUAUUGACUCGUUCCUGAGGAAUUCUUCAGAUAUGGAGAAAAAAAUCCGAGAUCUCAACAGACAGGUCGAUAAACUUGUGCGUUUUUGCAACCAGACUGAACAAGCUAUGACCUAUCUUGAAGCGCUCAAUCAAAUCGUCAGAACCGAAGAAGAGGUGGAUUUAAUCCGACAACAAGCUCGUUCUGCAGCUACUAUUAUCAACAUGGAUCCCAGCCCGGCUCUAGUUCUGAACACAUCAAUUCGUCCUGCUGAUGAAGAUCGAGAACGACAAGAAGAAGUUAUGCUGGAAGAAUUCCUUUCGGGAAAGAAACCAGCUUCCAUGGAGUGA